Messenger RNA from Anarrhichthys ocellatus (wolf-eel), 1364 nucleotides. RefSeq names its product histone PARylation factor 1 (gene hpf1). NCBI's taxonomy places the organism in Eukaryota, Metazoa, Chordata, Actinopteri, Perciformes, Anarhichadidae. Gene Ontology annotation, molecular function: poly-ADP-D-ribose binding; histone binding. Gene Ontology annotation, biological process: DNA damage response; regulation of protein ADP-ribosylation. The coding region runs from base 432 to 1349 and encodes 305 amino acids. The record is from RefSeq and is a predicted model, not a curated record. The transcript has 7 exons. Gene Ontology annotation, cellular component: nucleus.
GUGUGUAUGUAUAUGUGUGUGUGUGUGUGUGUAUAUAUAUGUGUGUGUGUGUAUAUAUGUAUAUGUUUAACUGGGAGGGGUUUGAAGUAAAAAUAACACCCAGGUAUCUGACUCCUCUCAACCCAAUUACUAAAUGUUUUAACUUGCAUAAUUCUGUUGGCUUGAUUCUUGUUAUCAUCAUAGCAACAUUUUUUUCUUUAAUAUUUAGUUUACCCUUGUGGAGGACCUACAAGUAUAACCCAAUACAAUACAAUUCAAUGUAUUGCAGGGCUGUUUACCAAAUACACUGGUGACUCGGUGUAUAACAUCAUUUUUCCUGCAAUGCUUUUCUUCAGGAGUCCGGUACUGGCAAUGGGGAGUUUAAGAAAGCCCGUACCGAUGAAUCUGAAGCCGCGCCAUCUUCAGAGGUGCAUUCAGAGCAACGAGACGAGAUGCUGCAACUGUACAAGCUUCAAAUGCCAGAAGAUCUGUACCACUUCUGGGACUUCUGCAAGGAGCUCCGCCCCGACAGCCCCCGUGGUGCUCUGAAAGACACGCUGGGUUUGCAGCUGGUUGGUCCCUUCGACAUCCUGGCAGGAGCCCACAAAAACGCCAACAAUCCUCAGCCCAACUUCCACCUCCACUGGCGGUAUUUAUACGACCCGCCGGAGUUUCAGACCAUCCUCCUGGGGAGUGGAGACAGUCAGCAUCACAUCGGCUACUACAGAGACCUUCCAGACUCCCUGCCUUCGUUCGUUGGGGAAAAUGAAGCCAAGAAAGGCUGCGCCAUCGCGCAGAUGGGAGACAAUAUGUUCGCUGCUGUCCUUACGCUGACACUGCACUUUUCAUUUCUCACCAGUAGCAAACGCCUGUAUCUGUUGAGGAGGAGGAAAGAGAGGGGCAGCAAGAAAGCUGGCGGAGACGCCUUGGACAGCUUGGAGGCACAGCUGAGGGACAGGGCGGAGACUCUGUGCUUGUCCCUAGAGCAGAAGACCAAAGCCAUGAAGCAGAGGGACAAGAAGGUGGUCACCAAGGCGUUCCACGGUGCCGGCAUCGUUGUACCUGUAGACAAGAACGAUGUCGGAUACAGAGAACUACCAGAAACGGAUGCUGGCCUCAAGAAGAUCCUCAAGGCCAUCGCUGAGGCCCGGAACGACGAAGAGCGCGUCAAAGCCUUUGGACCUCUCCAGGAGAUGGUCACUUUUGUUCAGUUUGCCAACGACGAGUGUGACUACGGCAUGGGAUAUGAACUAGGAAUGGACCUCUUCUGUUUCGGAUCCCACGUGAGUCUUCCAAUCCCUUUGUUGUCUGACAGUAGUAGCUGGUCUACAGGGCUCCAUCCGUCCCAAAAAUCAUUUCAACCACUCUGAAGUCAGUGUAAACAU